Molecule: messenger RNA, 1338 nt
Organism: Sungouiella intermedia
Lineage: Eukaryota; Fungi; Ascomycota; Pichiomycetes; Serinales; Metschnikowiaceae
Source: the annotation of a GenBank genome assembly
AUGCAUUUCGCCCCAAUUGGCCUUGUGCUAGCCCUUUUCACACUUCUAGUGUCGGCGUUAGAUGUUGACUGGCAGAAAACCCAGGUUUUGGUUGUCCAUGACCCAGACGCAUCUCCAGAAAGAGACGUGCUCUCGACACUUUUCCAGCUUAAUGAAGAUUACAAUGUUACUUUGGCCGAGUAUUCCGACCUGGACAAUCUGUUAUUCCUUGGUGGCGAUAAUCUUUACAAUCAUGUGGUGUUCUUGCCAUCUUCGAAGAGAGCUGUGGCUGCUAAGGAGUUAGUCAAUAAGCACAACUUGCUUGAGUUCUUUAAUAACGGCGGCAAUGUGCUUGCCGUUGGCUCCAGCACCAAUUCUUUGCCUGAUCAGGUUCGUCUAUUCUUGAAUGAAGCUGGAAUCUUCCCUGCCCCUAAGAAUUUUGCUGUGGCUUCUCACUUUGACAAGAAGGUUACUCUUAACUCGAAGAACAGCGCAGACUCUCUUAUUUUGUCUGAAGUGCCUGAGAUCGACUACGACGGAACUGCUGCAUUACUCUCCAAUAGCGAGCUUGUUUUCCCCAUUAUCAAAGCACCAAAGUUAUCGUAUUGUGCUAACCCUAAGGACAAGCACUUGACCAGCGAAAAGACUUGGUCUGUGGGCGAGCAGGGCUUCUUGGCAGCCGCUUUCCAGGGUUUGAACAACGCACGUGGAUUGUGGGUUGGAUCCAUUGAUUUGUUGGCUGAGGAAUUGGUACAAUGGGUGUUCCAGCAGUCUGGAGUAUUGAAGUUGCAAUUCGCUCAUCACUACAAGACGGAUGAGCCCAACGUCAGCAACAACACUUUGUACAGAAUCAAGGACGAAGUGUAUUACACAAUUGGUGUUUCUGAAUUGAAGAAUGGAAAGUGGGUUCCUUUCAUUCCUUCCAGAGAUGAUGAUGUUAUCCAAUUGUCCUUCAAGAUGUUGGAUCCAUACCAGAGAUUGAACUUGACACUCUUGGGCCCAGGUGCUUCCAGAGAGUACGGUGAGAACGACUUGUCCAUUUUCUACGUGGAAUUUAAGCUUCCAGACCAUCACGGAAUGUUUACCUUCGACUUGGACUACAAGAGGGAUGGAUUGUCAUUUGUCGAGAACAAGCAGAUCGUAGCUGUAAGACAUUUGGCCAAUGACGAAUUCAAGCGUUCUUGGGAUAUUUCCAACUCGUGGCUUUACGUCGCCAGCGCUUUUUUUGUUGUGGUUGCUUGGUUUUUCUUUGUUGUCAAUUUCUUGUUCAUUGGCAAUGAGAAGCCGGAAUUAAAGACCGUGAAGAAGACCGUGAAGAAGAGUGAGGAGAAGGCUGAAAAAGCUGAAAAGUCCCCCUAA